Molecule: messenger RNA, 1502 nt
Organism: Microplitis demolitor
Lineage: Eukaryota; Metazoa; Arthropoda; Insecta; Hymenoptera; Braconidae
Product: palmitoyltransferase ZDHHC3
Exons: 7
Coding region: 504-1412 (302 amino acids)
Biological process (GO): protein targeting to membrane; peptidyl-L-cysteine S-palmitoylation
Cellular component (GO): endoplasmic reticulum; Golgi apparatus
Molecular function (GO): protein-cysteine S-palmitoyltransferase activity
Source: RefSeq, a predicted model, not a curated record
UCGGUAACAGUGGGGGUAAGAGUCUCAAGUGGUCUUAAGAGCACUCAACAAUCACAAAAGUUUAUUUAUUUUCAAAUGCAAUUAGAUGUGUUGAGAAACUCAUUACUUUAAUUUUUUACUAUGUAUUUAUUAUAGCAAUAACUAGAUUAACUAGUAAUACUCAUACUCCUUGUACUCUUAUAGAUUAUAGAGGAAAGUAUACCUAUAUUGUUGUACGUUGUACGUAAAUAUAUGUAUAUAUUUGAGUCACGAAAUGUCAAAAGCAACAAUAAACAUUAGAAAAAAUAUAUAUCUCAUCUAUAACAAUAAAUUUUAAAUUUUAUCAUAAAAUCUAUUAAUGCAGCACUAAUUGCAAGCAUACAAAAUGACCUAUUAAUGCACAUUUAUUACAAAUUUAUCUGCUCAGUCAUAAAAUAAUUAUGAACAAAAAAUGUAUUUACUUAUCAGUAUUAACAAUUGAUUAAUAAUAAUAGUAAUAAUAAUAAUAAUAAUGAUAAAUUUAGAUGUACGAUUAUAAAAGUGAUGAUAAAAAUAAAUUAAUUGAAGACAUGGAUUAUGAGUACAUGCCAUUUCAAAGAGAACGUGACAUUCAUAAUCGAUGUUGUGGUGGUAAAUUUUGGUGUAUUAAGGAUAUAUGUGGAAUAAUAUGUGCUAUUCUGACGUGGUUGUUAAUUAUUUAUGCGGAAUUUGUUGUUAUGGCAGUUAUAUUGAUUCCUAGUAUAAAUACAUUAUAUUCAAGUUUAAAUAUGGCUAUAUUUCAAACAUUAGCAUUUUUAGCUUUUGCAUCUCACCUUAGAACUAUGUUUACUGAUCCUGGUGCAGUUCCUAAAGGCAAUGCCACCAAGGAAAUGCUACAACAAAUGGGUGUUAAAAAUGGUCAAGUUAUAUUUAAAUGUACAAGAUGUUGCUCUAUAAAGCCUGAUCGUGCACAUCACUGUUCUGUUUGCCAAAGAUGUAUAAGAAAAAUGGAUCAUCAUUGUCCAUGGGUAAAUAAUUGUGUCGGUGAAAAUAAUCAAAAAUAUUUCGUAUUAUUUACUUUUUAUAUUGCCGGUAUAUCAUUGCAAUCACUAUUUUUAUGUAUUGAACAAUUUACAAUGUGUGUACGACAAGAAUGGCGUAAUUGUACGACAUUCAGUCCUCCUGCAACUGUUGUUUUAUUAUUAUUUUUAACAUUUGAGGCUCUACUUUUUGCUAUUUUUACUGCCGUUAUGUUGGGAACCCAAUUGCAAGCUAUAUGGAAUGAUGAAACGGGCAUUGAACAAUUAAAAAAAGAAGAAGCGCGAUGGGCACGAAAUAGUAGAUGGAAAUCUCUUCAGGCUGUAUUUGGACGAUUUUCUGUUGCAUGGUUUUCACCUUUCACAUCACCACCUAAUGCCAAAACUAAACUUGAUUCUUAUUUAUAUUCCGUAUAAUCAUACAUUAUUAUAAAUUUAUUAUUUUAUUUUUUAAAUAAUUAUACAUAAAGUUGUACAUAAAAUAACCAGCAAAGGAAAUGAUCAAUG